AUGUCGUCGAUGCAACGGCCACCACAAGACUCAUGGGACUAUAUGCUACCAGGACCACCGUCCCGCAACAACGGCGGUUCUGCCGACCUCCGUUCUACCGGACUUCUUGCCUACGCCGCCGGCAGCAGUGUCGCUAUAGUCGACUCACGCUCUAUGCAGCUUGUAACGGUCCUCCCGAUUCCUCCUCCAUCCGUCGGUGCCGGAAAUUCUACCACCACUUCUUCAUCUUCCUCCUUACUGUCGCCCUUUGUUACCGCCGUCCGUUGGUGCCCUACUCCGCUCCGCCUCGAUCUCCUCUCACAUGAUCCUACGUCUUCUCACUCCCACCUACUCUUGGCCGCCGGUGACCGCCAAGGCCGUAUUUGCCUCCUUGAUCCACGCGUCAAAUCAUCUGCUCCACUUUUUCUGCAAACCGAUACGAACACUAAAUUAGGUAUUCAAGACCUCUGCUGGAUCCAAGCCAGACCCGAUUCGUGGAUCAUUGCUGCCAUAACCGGAUCCUCACUCCUUUCUCUUUUCGAGACAUCCACCGGACGGUGCUUCUUCAAAUACGACGCCGCUCCGGAAACGUUCUCGUGCAUUAAACGUGAUCCCUUUGAUUCCCGCCAUUUCUGUGUCGUAGGUCUAAGAGGCUUCCUUCUGGCAAUUAAAGUCCACGGCGACAAUUCCGAAUCCGACAUUGUAUUGAAAGAACUUCAAAUUCCUACCGAUGUCUCCGAAUUGAAUAAGCUGGAAAGAGACGCAGCUGCCGGCGCUAGUGCUUCCGGUACAAUGAACAACUCCCCGGCGAUGGCGCUGUUUCCUACUUACACAGUGAAAAUCGCGUUUUCGCCACAUUGGAGGCACAUUUUGUAUGUGACUUUUCCUAGGGAAUUGAUUGUGUUCGAUAUGCAAUAUCAAACGGCUCUAUCCCGUGCCUCAUUACCGAGGGGAUGUGGAAAGUUUCUCGAUGUCUUGCCUGACCCGAGCCUGGAGAUGGUUUACUGUGCUCAUUUUGAUGGACGGCUUACAGCAUGGAGGCGGAAGGAAGGAGAGCAGGUACACGUGAUGUGCAUGAUGGAAGAAUUGAUGCCCUCACUUGGCACACCUGUCCCUUCACCCUCAGUUCUUGCGGUUGUCAUCUCUCAAUCAGAUUCCACCCUCCAAAAUGUUCGCAAGCAUCUUAAUGAUGGGCAUCAUGCUUCAUCAUCAGACAUGGAAUUUGAUAUGGAUUUUGACAAUCCCUUCGAUUUUUGUGAUGAAUCCCAUGUCAUUUCUAGAACACAUUUGCUAUCCAUUUCUGAUGAUGGAAAAAUAUGGAAUUGGCUUCUGACUGCUGAAGGCCUAACAGAGAAUAAGAAAGAUACAUCAAAUGUUGGCGUUGUGGCAGAAAUCAGUAAAGACCCAGUUUUAGAUACAAAUGCUGAUGAAGGGGCGCAAUCUUCCUUUGACUCUGUGAAGGAUGUGGUUAAACAAAUAGAUAAGGAGAAUAUUAGGAAGGGUAAUCCAUCAGUCUCCAUAAGAAGCACGGAUGAGCUGGCACUGAAGAUCAGCCUGGUUGGCCAACUGCAUCUUCUUUCUUCAUCGGUGACCAUGUUGGCUGUACCAUCCCCUUCUUUAACUGCUACUUUGGCACGAGGGGGAAACCAGCCUGCUGUAGCUGUUCCACUGGUUGCUUUGGGAACUCAGAGUGGCUCAGUUGAUAUUGUUGAUGUUUCUGCAAAUGCUGUUGCUGCAAGUUUUGCUAUUCAUGAUAGUGUUGUACGAGGAUUAAGGUGGUUGGGAAAUACAAGGCUUGUCUCAUUCUCAUACAGUCAGGGAAAUGAGAAGACUGGUGGCUAUACAAAUAGGCUUGUUGUGACCUGCCUUCGGACAGGACUUAAUCGGACAUUUAGGGUCUUACAAAAGCCAGAGCGUACACCCAUAAGAGCUCUACGGGCUUCAUCUUCUGGAAGGUAUCUUUUGAUAUUGUUUCGUGAUGCACCUGUGGAGGUUUGGGCGAUGACAAAAACUCCAAUCAUGCUUAGGUCUUUAGCUCUUCCAUUUACAGUAUUGGAGUGGACUCUUCCUACCGUUCCACGGCCGCAAAGUGGAGCAUCUAAGCAAUCCGACGCUUCUGUGCCACCUGAUGGGAUGGCAUCCCAGACAGACUCUAAAGCAGUGAGUUCAGAUGGAGCUCAAGAAGAGUUUUCAGAGAGUUUUGCAUUUGCACUGGUAAAUGGCGCGCUUGGGGUGUUUGAAGUUCAGGGGCGGAGGAUCCGAGACUUCAAACCAAAGUGGCCUACUUCUUCACUUGUUUCUUCUGAUGGACCAGUUAGAGCUAUGGCCUAUCGUUUGCCUCAUGUGGUCAUGGGGGACAGGUCUGGGAAUAUACGGUGGUGGGAUGUUACAACUGGACAAUCUUCCUCUUUCAACACUCACCGGGAAGGCAUUCGGAGAAUCAAAUUCUCACCUGUUGUUCCUGGAGAUCGUAGCCGUGGACGUAUUGCUGUAUUGUUUAAUGACAAUACAUUUUCUGUAUUUGAUCUUGAUUCACCAGAUCCAUUAGCGAACUCCCUACUACAGCCACAAUUUCCUGGUACUCUUGUGCUGGAACUCGAUUGGUUGCCUGUGCGAACUGAUAUAAAUGAUCCAUUGGUAUUGUGUAUUACUGGAGCGGAUAGUAGCUUUCGACUUGUUGAAGUUAACGUUGACAAAAGAGUUGGUUAUGGAUCCCAGUCUGGAUUUAUGAAGGAGCGAUUUCGACCAAUGCCUUUAUGCUCUCCUAUAUUACUUCCCACAGCACAUGCUUUGGCACUGCGGCUGAUCUUGCAAUGUGGUGUAAAGCCUUCAUGGUUUAACACAUUGAGUACGAUUAUCAAUAAGGAGCAUAGUCAGUUAUCACGAACUACAUCAUCGGUAGGAGAUCUUCGUAGUUAUCUAAUUGAUAUACCAAUUAUUGGUGAUUCUGUUGUCCCAGAAUUGCUUCUUAAGGUAUUAGAGCCUUAUCAGAGAGAAGGCUGCAUACUUGAUGAUGAGAGGGUGCGACAAUAUGCUACGAUACUCAAUAAAGGUUCAGCUGCAAGAUUCUCUUUUGCAGCUGCGAUAUUUGGUGAAACUUCGGAGGCUUACUUUUGGUUGCAGUUGCCUCAUGCACUUAAGCACCUAAUGAACAAUUUGGCUAACAAGUCUCUGCAAAAGGCCCCAGUAAAAUCAUCAUCUUCAGAAAUCGAUGAUGUGUCUUUACUGAGUAGGAUAUCUUCGAAAGGCAAAUCAGAAAGUGGGCCACGGAAAAGGAAUGCAGUGAGUGAUGGUGAACUUAGGUUGAUGGCUUUUGAGCAAGAAGAAUUGUGGGAAAAUGCUAGUGAGCGUAUUCCCUGGCAUGAAAGAUUAGAGGACGAAGAGGCUAUUCAGAACCGUGUGCAUGAGCUUGUGUCAAUUGGUAACUUGGAAGCUGCUGUCAGUUUAAUGCUUUCUACUCCUCCUGAGAGCCCUUACUUCUAUCCAAAUGCUUUGCGUGCCGUUGCUCUUUCAUCUGCAGUUUCAAGAUCCCUAAAUGAACUAGCAGUAAAGGUGGUUGCUGCAAAUAUGGUGAGGACUGACAGGUCAUUGUCUGGCACUCAUCUGCUCUGUGCUGUAGGGAGGUAUCAAGAAGCUUGUUCACAGUUACAAGAUGCGGGGUGCUGGACAGAUGCUGCAACGUUGGCAGCAACGCAUUUGAAAGGAACCGAUUAUGCACGGGUAUUACACAGAUGGGCUGAACAUGUUCUUCAUGCUGAACAUAACAUCUGGAGAGCACUGGUUUUGUACAUAGCAGCGGGUUCAUUACAAGAUGCGCUGGCAGCACUGCGUGAGGCUCAGCAACCCGAUACAGCUGCUAUGUUCAUCAUCGCCUGCCGGGAAAUCCAUGCUGAAUUUAUUAAAAGCAGCUUAGAGGAUUCGGUUUCGGAUUCUUAUUCUUCACUGAAGGAAAAGCUGGUUGUUUUGAACCCAGAAAACGAAGACGUGAUCGCGGUUGGGGAGUUGUAUGGACAGUUCCAACAAAAACUAGUCCACCUCUGCAUGGACUCUCAACCGUUUUUGGACUGAAGUGUCUGUCUUCAAAGUGUUGUAUUUGUGAUUACUGUCUGUAUGAUUCACCUCACAAAUCACCGUUGUUAUUGUUGUAGAGUCUGAAUGAAAACAUAUCAGAAAAAGAAAAAUCCAUUUUUGUCAACUUUGUGGUUUCAUCUUAUUUCUUGUCUUGAUAAAUAUAACAAUCUUUAUAAUACACAUUUAUUUGUU
Molecule: messenger RNA, 4242 nt
Organism: Cynara cardunculus var. scolymus (artichoke)
Lineage: Eukaryota; Viridiplantae; Streptophyta; Magnoliopsida; Asterales; Asteraceae
Product: WD repeat-containing protein 11-like
Exons: 20
Coding region: 1-4047 (1348 amino acids)
Cellular component (GO): cytoplasm
Molecular function (GO): protein binding
Source: RefSeq, a predicted model, not a curated record